This is a messenger RNA of Lingula anatina, 2575 nucleotides long. RefSeq names its product nicotinamide/nicotinic acid mononucleotide adenylyltransferase 1. Lineage: Eukaryota; Metazoa; Brachiopoda; Lingulata; Lingulida; Lingulidae. The record is from RefSeq and is a predicted model, not a curated record. Gene Ontology annotation, molecular function: nicotinate-nucleotide adenylyltransferase activity; nicotinamide-nucleotide adenylyltransferase activity. Gene Ontology annotation, biological process: NAD+ biosynthetic process.
CAUAUGUGCAUGUGACACAAUUCUAACUUUACAUACGACUGCUACCAUAUUAUGUGAAUUGCUCCGAUAAAGCCUGACCAAGUUAACCAUUUUGCAAUAAUUACAAGUGACAAGGGAGCUUGGAAAUCAUUUUCAGAGUACCUGUGGCUUGCAUUAGACAAGAUAACACAAGGUCUCACUCAGAGUUCCAGGGAAUUUAUAUUCCCAGGAUUUUAUGAUUUCCCGGAGUAGCAUUUUAUUACAGAGUGAGGUGAUUUUCAUCUGAUAAACUUGAAUCACCAUCAUGGCCGACCAAGCUGAUCUGGACAUAUCAAUGAUUAUCACUUCUAGUUUAGAUGUCAGAGUUGGAGGGGUUAAAGAAGAUACCAUGACAGAGAAUGGUCCAAUCAAUGGGGACUUUGAAGAGUUGGCUGACUGUUGCACAUUAAUCACUAUAGAUGAUGAGUCACAUGAUACACCAGACGAGAAUUACGAAUUGAAAAUGGCGACCAAAACAAGGGUGGUGCUUUUAGCCUGUGGAUCAUUCAAUCCCAUAACCAACAUGCAUCUAAGAAUGUUUGAAAUAGCCAAGGAUAGUUUACACAAGACUGGGCGGUUUGAAGUGAUAGAGGGCAUAGUGUCACCUGUGAGUGAUGGUUACAAAAAGAAGGACCUCGAACCAGCCAAACACAGGUGUGAAAUGGUACGGAGAUCUCUCAAGACAUCUUCUUGGAUAAGACUUGAUACUUGGGAAAGUGAUCAGGAUACUUGGACAGAGACAGCAAGAAUUUUAGCUCAUCAUAAAGCACAACAAGACUCUAUAUAUAAUGCCAAUGAACUUAGACCCACAAGAAACUCAGAGCUACCAGCUAAGAAGAAACGAAAAACAAAUGCUGGAACAACUCAUGUGUCCUGCAACAUGCUCCACAACCAAGCUGACGGCCAAGGCCCUGUCCAAGUGAAGCUUCUUUGUGGAGGUGACCUGCUGGAGUCUUUUGCUGUGCCAGGACUCUGGAAGCCUGCUGAUAUUGAAGACAUUGUAAGGAACUAUGGCCUAGUGUGUAUAACAAGAGAAGGAUCAAAUCCAAGCAGGUUUAUUUAUGAAAAUGAUGUGCUCUCCAAAUUCCAGUACAAUAUUCAUAUAGUCACAGAGUGGAUCACCAAUGAUAUCAGUGCCACAAAAAUAAGGAGGGCACUAAGGCGACAAGAGAGUGUUAAGUACCUAGUCCAGGAUGCUGUAAUAGACUAUAUCAUGAAAAACAGCUUGUAUGGUGUGGAAGUGGCUGACAAGUAAGGGCAGAGUAUACUGUGUACAGACAGGUUGUGCAUUGAUGAAGUGAUUGAAUGGGUCUAUAAAGCUAUAAAAAAAAAACUUUAUGCUCAGUUCCCAUCUAAACUGGUUCAGUGAUAAUGAUUUAUGCCCCUUCCAUCAAUCAUUUCAAAUGGGUUGUUGUAAUACUCAUCUCUAAGUCUAUUGAUGUAAAAGGUGUUUUUUACACCUUAACAUGGAAGUGCAUUUACAUGCCAAUUAUGUUAAAAACACAUGACAGGAAAAUUGUCAGCUUUACCAGUUGUUGCUGAAGUGUGUCAACCUCACCAAGAGUUUUUGUGGUUGUAUGCAUUUCUGUCAGAUAGUGUUGGAUAUGGAUAUUAAUAGCAGACCUAAAACAUGUCAAUCAGUGCUGUAAUAAAUAGUCUAUUUAUUAGUUCAUUUUAUGGCAAGUUUCUGACUAAGCCAAGUAUUGAUUUUUAUAAUGGUAGAACAUUGCCCAUGAACUAAUGACUAUGAACAAGGCAAACCUCUGUCAACAAAAGUUUUAGGUUAACGUAAUAGUAAUAACAUGACUGUGGAGCUAUUGUCUCAAUCACUUCCAUUUUAAAAUGUUACAAGUAUUAUCGAGAGCAAUGUCUGUGAUAACUUGGUUUUUCAUCAAUGAAUUCAAAAAAUGAGCCCCAAAGUAUGAAUUGCCUCAACACUUAGCAGUGUGGUCAGUCUGUUUUUCUGGUGUUUGUUAGAAUGCUGAUGAAUGCAAUAAUAUGAUCCUGCCUGGCAAAUGCACACAUUGGUGUUUUCUUACAAUUUUGUGAAAUUUUAAUAUUAUGGUGUUUUAAGUUUCUUUUUUAGAAACCUUGAAAUUGUCUUGUUCUUGAUGUGCUUGGGGUUUUAUAAGGACACUGGAAACAACCAAGCUGAUUAAGAAACAAGUUGGCUUUUGUUGAAAUGUACAUGUACAUGCAGAAGACUGACCCUUUUAUCCAAAGAUAGAUUCUACUCAAAAUGCUCUUGUAAUGUGCAAACCGAUUCUAACAAAUAGUGCAUUAAGUUCAUACCAUGUACAAUUAUUACCUAUUAGUUUCCAGAAAAUAAAGGAAAAUGAAUUAUUUCACACCACUUUGAAAUAUAUUCAGGGAGAAAUAUGUUAGAUUUUAUUUAUUGAUCUAAAGGCAUACAGAUUUGAUUUUUGAUAAUGUGAAUCUAAUCAGAGCUUUUGUAAGCUAUUGGGAGAAUUUUCUGGUGUAAAAUUCGUUGGGCAAUUUGUAAUCUGGCUUUCAGUGGUAUACAUUGCCUGUUGUUUUCAGUUAUAAUUUUGUUACU